Hydra vulgaris (swiftwater hydra) is the source of this 1673-nucleotide messenger RNA. Its product is annotated as trifunctional enzyme subunit beta, mitochondrial. Gene Ontology annotation, biological process: fatty acid beta-oxidation. Gene Ontology annotation, molecular function: acyltransferase activity, transferring groups other than amino-acyl groups. Lineage: Eukaryota; Metazoa; Cnidaria; Hydrozoa; Anthoathecata; Hydridae. The record is from RefSeq and is a predicted model, not a curated record. Gene Ontology annotation, cellular component: mitochondrion.
AGUUAUAUUCUAUUGACAAAGGUUUGAUACACGGAGGCGGAAUUAAAUCAUUUUAUUUUCGUAUACUGCGCCUUAAUUCAUGGGAAAACGUAUGUACAAAGGUCAAUUGUAAAUAUAGCAAAACACUCAAUAUUUGUGUGGCGACGGCAAAAUGGCAAUGAACUCUUUAAAAUCCUUAAGUUGUAGAAUUGCAGCUCAUAAUGCUAGAGGAUAUUCAUCAUCAAAUCCAUCUUUUUCAAAAAAUCCAGCUAGUCAAAAUAUAGUGUUAGUUGAUGGAGUUCGCACUCCAUUCCUCAUGGCUUUCACAAGCUAUAAGAAUCUGAUGCCACAUGAUUUAGGAAGGGAGGCUUUAUUAGGCUUAGUCAAAAAAACUGGAAUUUCCCCAGAUCAAGUUGACUAUUUAAUCAUGGGAAGUGUUAUUCAAGAAGUAAAAACAGCAAAUAUUGCGCGUGAGUCUAUGUUAUCUGCUGGUUUCCCCGCUAGUGUACCAGCUCAUAGUGUUACUAUGGCAUGUAUAUCUAGCAAUCAAGCUAUUACAUCAGGAGUUGGAUUAAUCAGAUCUGGUGUCUGCAACACAAUUAUUGCUGGUGGUGUUGAGUUCAUGUCUGAUGUUCCUAUUCGAUUGAACAGAGAACUAAGAAAAAAAUUGCUGAAUUUAAACAGGGCAAAGUCAUUUGGUCAGCGUUUAAGUAUAAUUGCUUCCAUUCGACCUAAACAUUUAUCUCCUGAGCUUCCAUCAAUUUCUGAGUUUUCUACAGGUGAAACAAUGGGGAAAAGUGGAGACAGACUAGCAGCUGCAUUUAACAUAUCAAGGUUGGAGCAGGAUGAGUUUGCAUUGAGAUCUCACACAAAUGCAUUUCAAGCACAAGAGGCUGGAUAUUUAAGUGAUGUGUUGACUUUUAAAGUUCCAGGUGGUGACUAUGUGUCAAAAGAUAAUGGUAUAAAAGUUUCUAGCCUUGAGAUAAUGGCUAAACUAAAACCAGCAUUUAUAAAGCCACAUGGUACUGUUACAGCUGCAAAUGCCUCCUUUUUGACAGAUGGAGCUUCUGCAUGUCUCAUUAUGACAGAGGAAAAGGCACUGGCAGCUGGAUAUAAACCAAAAGCAUAUUUGAGGGAUUUUGUUUAUGCCUCUCAAGAUCCAAAAGACCAACUCCUUUUAGGCCCCACAUAUGCUACAGGAAAACUUUUGCAAAAAUGUGGGUUGAGUUUAAAAGAUAUUGAUGUGUUUGAAAUACAUGAAGCAUUUGCUGGUCAAGUUCUUGCAAACUUGAAAGCAAUGAACUCUGAAACCUUUGCAAGAGAUUACAUGGGUCGCAGUGAAAAGGUUGGUGAAAUACCUAUAGAAAAAAUUAACACAUGGGGAGGUAGUUUAUCACUUGGACAUCCAUUUGGUGCUACUGGGGUUAGAUUAUUAACAACAACCGCGAAUCGCCUUAUUCACGAACAAAAGCGAUAUGGGUUAUUAACCGCUUGUGCUGCUGGUGGUCUUGGUCACGCUAUGCUUGUUGAGCGCUAUCCAUCUAAAUAAUUUUCAUUGAAAUUUUACUUAUAAAAGUCUCUUGAACUUGAUUCGUCAUCUGUGCAAAGGAUUAUGAAAACGUUUGCGUAGAUCGACUUCCAUGCGGCUGCUAAAGAAAUAUUGGCUUCAUCAUUAUUUCUGUAUUACUGAUGAU